AGCGGGUAAAGUGAGCGGCGGCGGCGGCAGCGGCGGCAGCGCGGGGCGUUGGGUGGAGACCGCUGCCCGGACCGCGCGGACGGACGGAGCCCACGGUGCAGGGCGGGCAGCCGCGGGCGACCCCGAGCCCGUCCUCGGAGCCAUGGCCCUGAGCGAGCUGGCGCUGCUCCGCUGGCUGCAGGAGAGCCGCCACUCGCGGAAGCUCAUCCUCUUCGUCGUGUUCCUCGCGCUUCUGCUGGACAACAUGCUGCUCACGGUCGUGGUCCCUAUCAUCCCGAGUUACCUGUACAGCAUUCAUCAUGAGAAAAACGCCUCGGAACUCCAGACGUCCAGGCCAGUGCCCACGGCGUCUGCCGCAGACCGCUUCCAGCACAUCUUCUCUUAUUAUGACAACUCCAUCCUGCUCACCAAAGACAGCUCCACCCUGGUCACCAAAGAGAACUCUACCCUGGUCACUGGGACCGACACCAAAGGGACUCAGGGGCCACUGCAUGCAGCCCCCACACAGCACACGGUGACAAACGCGUCCGCUGCACCUUCGGACUGUCCCAGUGAGGACCGAGAUCUCCUGAACGAAAAUGUGCAAGUCGGCCUGCUGUUUGCCUCGAAAGCCACCACCCAGCUCCUCACCAACCCCUUCGUAGGACUGUUGACCAACAGAAUCGGCUAUCCAAUUCCAAUGUUUGCGGGAUUCUGCAUCAUGUUCGUGUCAACCAUCAUGUUCGCCUUCUCCAGCAGCUACGCCUUCCUGCUCAUCGCCAGGUCACUGCAGGGCAUCGGCUCCUCCUGCUCCUCUGUAGCUGGGAUGGGCAUGCUGGCCAGCGUGUAUACGGACGACGAGGAGAGAGGCAACGCCAUGGGCAUCGCACUGGGAGGCCUGGCCAUGGGGGUCCUAGUGGGCCCCCCCUUUGGGAGUGUGCUGUAUGAGUUUGUGGGGAAGACCGCCCCGUUCCUGGUGCUGGCUGCCUUGGUGCUCUUGGAUGGAGCUAUUCAGCUUUUUGUGCUCCAGCCGUCCCGGGUGCAGCCAGAGAGCCAGAAGGGGACGCCACUGACCACCCUGCUGAAGGACCCCUACAUCCUCAUCGCCGCAGGGUCCAUCUGCUUUGCAAACAUGGGGAUUGCCAUGCUGGAGCCAGCCCUGCCCAUCUGGAUGAUGGAGACCAUGUGUUCCCACAAGUGGCAGCUGGGCAUCGCGUUCCUGCCAGCCAGCAUCUCUUAUCUCAUCGGAACCAAUAUUUUUGGGAUGCUCGCACACAAGAUGGGGAGGUGGCUCUGUGCUCUUCUGGGAAUGAUCAUUGUCGGAGUCAGCAUUUUAUGUAUUCCUUUUGCAAGAAACAUUUACGGACUUAUAGCUCCUAACUUUGGAGUUGGUUUUGCAAUUGGCAUGGUGGACUCGUCUAUGAUGCCCAUCAUGGGCUACCUGGUGGACCUGCGGCACGUGUCUGUCUACGGGAGCGUGUAUGCCAUUGCGGACGUGGCCUUCUGUAUGGGCUAUGCCGUAGGUCCUUCUGCUGGCGGGGCUAUCGCCAAGGCAAUCGGCUUCCCAUGGCUCAUGACGAUUAUUGGAAUAAUCGAUAUCCUUUUUGCUCCUCUCUGCUUUUUCCUUCGAAGUCCACCUGCCAAGGAAGAAAAAAUGGCUAUUCUCAUGGAUCACAACUGCCCCGUUAAAACAAAAAUGUACACCCAGAACAACAUCCAGUCGUAUCCGAUGGGGGAUGAUGAAGAAUCUGAAAGUGACUGAGCUCCUCAAAAGUCGUCAGAGUAUUUAUUUGUACAAAACAGUGUUUCCCGUGAAGUGAGCCCUCCAGAACUUAGUCACACCAUCAUCCCUGGCGAAAGCAAAGCAACCGAAGGUUAACCGCUCUUCUCCGUGGUUGUGGUCGAUUGCCAACAGCCUUAUAAAGAAAAAGCAGCUUUUCUAGGGGUUUGUAUAAAUAGUGUUGAAAACUUUAUUUUCUGUAUUUGAUUUUAUUCAAUAUUAUAACAAUAUAUUUUGACGAAAUAGUGUAAAUCUAUAAAUAUUUGAAUCCAAAUCAGAUAUAAUUUUUAAAAAACUUACAUUCAUAAACACUUGGGCAAAAAAAAGCUUCUAUUUUUUUCUGAACCUUGGUAAUGAGUGUUUAAAAUGAAAGCACACGUUAUCUCCCAGACACUUCCAACACUGAGAAACUGGCAGGAAGUCGGAAAACAGAAUCAAGUAAGACAGCAUAUUAUGUAGUGACGCUGAGUGUGGUUAACUUGUAAUUACUCUCAAGAUAACUAGCUUUUAGUUCAUAAAUAUCUUAAAUGCGGAGGACAGGAGCUGGGGUCCGUCGUCUUUUGACUUACCCAUAAAUCGUAGCUGGCAUUAGUUUUGUAUGUAAUCAUCUACCUGGAAACAGAUGGAUUCAAAUUACAUGUUUACACGUGGCUAGCAGCAGGCACUCGAGCCAAUAGGGGAAAACAGAAAAUGUUCUGAAAGCAGAGAAAAGCACCCAAAGUAUAGGGACAGAACUAGCUUUCUCUUUAAAAUAUUUAUUUGAUUGUCUUACUGGACGAGACGAUGGAGAAUCGAUACCCUCAUACUGGCAAGACUGUUUACACAGGAUAUUAGCAUCCAGUUCAAGUUUUAGAAACGUAAAAGGCUAAUGGCUGCUAUGACGUGAAAAAAUCAGACAACUUAUCUUUGACCUGUUAAGAGGUCAUCCAAGUAUUUUCUUGGAAUCUGUUAAAUUUUUAUCUGUAACUAUUAUUUUUUAGCCUUCUGAAAGUUGUUCAAAUCAACAGAUUUUAAACGAAGAUGGAAGAAAGAAAUUAUCUUGAAUCACGUUAGGGAAAACGGGUUAAAAAAAAAAAAGUGGUCAGGACACAUCCCCUUUCAAAGACCGAAAACCCCAAACAUCUAGAAAUGUGUAUGUAUUCUUGUAUCAUCUAGUCUAGUGUCGUGUACCGUGGUUUUUCUAAGCAUGACAACAUUGAUGUGCCUUUUCAACAGCAAAUGCUGUGUUAGCGUUGUCAGUGGACAUCAGGUUUUGUAGGAGAUGUGAUCGGAGCGUGCAGAUAGUGUAGAAUGUCUCAAAUACUUGUGAACUCUGUAAUCAACAAAAAUUACCCAAUGUCUGUUCUUUGUGAAGCUAAAAUUGUGUUUCUGUUAACUCGGACAAGGAGCAAAGAACUUGAGAACAAGGACUCCUCAACCUUGUAAUUCUCUCGAAGUAGCUAAUCCGGUUUCCAUGUGCUUUGUGAAGCUUCCCUGUGGGGUUUUGAAUGUGAAAUCUGGUUUUCAAGUGCAAUGUGUUGGAAGCAAAUAAGCUUCCCAUAUCUGAACUGGGCAACUUCAACAAAUCCGGACUCUCUCAAGACAGCCCUGGAAGCACUCUCCUGUGGCUAACAGAGCAGGACUGUUUUCUACUCCCAUAGGUGGACCCCCUUGAUGAACGGGCUACGAAUCAAGUCUCUCAGAGGGCUUGUGGCCCUCCUUGACCGCAUGCUUUAUCCCAUUUUCAUUUUUGCCUUUAAGGCUUCAGUCUCCUCAAGAAUGACUGGCAGAGGCAAGCUCACUGUUGAUCUCUAGAGAGAACAGAAAAGAUGUUUUUCAGAACUGUUUUGGGAGCAAAGGUAGGAAUUGUAUCUGAGGGGGUAAAAUUGCGAGGUCUUUUCUAGGACUAAUAUUCUGGGGUUAGCAAGACUGUUAAGUGAGGUUUGUUUCUCGUUUUUUUUUUUUUCCAACCUGUGUAUCAGAACAAAGAACAGGCAGCUCCCUGAAUGUUUUAUUUUUUUGAGCAGAGGUGGGUUUGUAGAUAUAUACCUGGCAAGAUAGAUACAAAAACGUUAAUGAGGUGGCAGAGAAUAUUCGCUUCUUUCCUUUGACUGCUGAGUGUAUGUGCUUGUUUCAGCUAGUUUCCUUAAUAAACCUUCUCAACAGUA
Suricata suricatta (meerkat) is the source of this 3906-nucleotide messenger RNA. It is a transcript of the gene SLC18A2, whose product is annotated as solute carrier family 18 member A2. The record is from RefSeq and is a predicted model, not a curated record. Gene Ontology annotation, biological process: xenobiotic transport; transmembrane transport; aminergic neurotransmitter loading into synaptic vesicle. Gene Ontology annotation, molecular function: xenobiotic transmembrane transporter activity; serotonin:sodium:chloride symporter activity. Lineage: Eukaryota; Metazoa; Chordata; Mammalia; Carnivora; Herpestidae. Gene Ontology annotation, cellular component: terminal bouton; synaptic vesicle membrane. The transcript has 16 exons. Bases 143 to 1741 code for a protein of 532 amino acids.